ACGGUUAACCCUAUAAUUGGAUGAAUGGAUAUUGUGGCGAGGCAGCAUCUGAUUACGCAUGCAAGACCUCUCUAGAACACAGCGAACAAUAAGGCCCGCCUGUCUGUCAAACUCCCAGAGGGAUAUAUUUACGGAUAUAUUUGUUUUUCAAUGGUUAAAUUCACGCGACCUGACCAAUUCACGAGUGGAGCGCCCCACCUAGUGAAUUUCAAGUGGCUCGAGAAUACAGAUGGAUUCGUUGCAAUGGCAGAGGGGGAGCGAGGACCAGUCGUUGUCAACAAACUGUCGUUUCUGAGUUCGUGGUGGAGCACAUCGCAAUCAAACUAGGACACGAGACUACACGUUGUUAGUCGUGAUACAGCGGAUCUAUAGCAGGUUUCGGUGGUUUGUCAACUAAAGUUCUAACGGAGCAACGACCUCGAGGCUGCAACAGGGCCGGAGAGAAAACACCAGUCCUUAUCAGAGACGCACCCUCUUCUCCUCCGUUUUCCUCUCUUACUGGGUUGACCGCUAGCCGCCAUCAUUCCGUGCUGCAAGGGUGACCCGGCCAUGUCCUCCAACGGAGACCUGAGAGACAUGGGCAGCAGCGACAGCUUCUGGGAGCCGGGUAACUACAAGAGGACAGUGAAGCGCAUCGAUGAUGGCCACCGUCUGUGUAAUGAUCUGGUCAGCUGUUUCCAGGAGAGAGCCAAGAUAGAGAAGAGCUACUCCACACAGCUCAGCGACUGGGCCAGGAAGUGGAGGGGCGUGGUCGAGAAAGGGCCUCAAUACGGGACACUAGAGAAGGCGUGGCACGCCUUCAUGCUGGCUGCUGAUAGGCUGAGCGAGCUGCACCUGGAGCUGAAGGAGCGCCUGGCAGGCGAGGACAGUGAGAAGGUGCGCUGCUGGCAGAAGGAGGCCUUCCACAAGCAGAUGAUCGGGGGCUUCCGUGAGUCCAAGGACGCUGAUGAAGGGUUCCGCAAGGCCCAGAAACCCUGGGUCAGGAAACUGAAGGAGGUGGAGGCGUCCCGGAAGAGCUACCACCAGGCCCGCAAGGAGGAGCGCACCGCCAUUACCAGGGAGACGCACGCAAAGGCGGACACCACCAAGUCUCUGGAGGAAGUACGGAAGUACAGCGAGCGCGUGGAGCGGUGCAGUGAGGAGGCCGAGAAGGCCAAGGAUCGCUAUGAGAAGGCCCUGGAUGAGCUGAACCGGGUGAACCCUCGCUAUAUGGAGGACAUGGAGCAGGUGUUUGACCUCACUCAGGAGGCAGAGAAGAACAGGCUCUGCUUCUUCAAGGAGGUGCUACUGGACAUCCACACACACCUGGACCUCUCCUCCCGCGAUGGGUUUAACGCUCUGUACCGGGACCUUGGCCAGACCAUCAACUCAGCCAAUGACAGCGAGGACCUGAAGUGGUGGAGGAAUACACACGGACCUGGGAUGGGCAUGAACUGGCCCCAGUUUGAUGAGUGGUCCCCGGAGGCGAACUGUUCCAUCGGCAGGAAGGAGAGGAGCAGUUGUGCAGAUGAUGUGGUCACUCUCACCAACAUUGUGUCAUCAGGGAAGGAGGCUCCUCCCACCCCCCAAGAGAACACCAGGGUGACAAAGGACUACUCCUCUGAUUGGUCAGAUGAAGACAGCCCUAAGAAGGGCCUUUCAGCCAACGGGCUGGGUGAAGAGGAGGUGGAGGAAGAGGAAGAGGAGGAGAAGGUAGCGGCCGUGAGAGUCAAAGCACUAUAUGAUUACACUGGCCAGGAGGCUGACGAGCUGAGCUUUAAAGCAGGUGAAGAGUUGAUGAAAUUGGGAGAGGAGGAUGAGCAGGGCUGGUGUAAAGGCCGACUGACCAGUGGAAAGAUGGGCCUCUACCCCGCCAACUACGUCCAGGCUGUGACCUCCUGAUGCCCUGCCAACCCCAUGCCCAUAACCACCCAAACCCUGCCCCUGGACAUUCCGCCAACAACACAGAGGCACCGGGAACGUCCCCAUGGUAACUUGCGUUGCAGAAGUGGUGGAAGCUACUAGACCAGCGAGCUGGAAUACUGAAUUAACUAAACCCCUCCCCCUCAGACUAACCAGAAGACUAGUCACCAGAGGACAGUCACCAUACGACUAGUCAAGAACAAAGUUAAUACUACAGACUACACGUACUGUUUACAAAAAUUGUACUUGUUACAAGAGCCAGACCUAGACCAGAUCCAUCUAGACCAAACCAAGACCCACCCAGUGCCUUACUAAAGAGUUCUGCUGGCUGGUAUGACUGUCAGACAGACCUCCAGUGAGGGGCGAGCAGUGCCUCGGCCCCCCCUAGUGGACCAGUCCUGACAUGACAGACAGCCCAGAGUGAUCAAGGUGGGGCUCUGGUCAAAACUCACCUUUCUUCUCUCUUCAUGUUCAAACUGUCUAUGUACAGUUUGAGUUACUGUUAGUGGUUCUGAAGAGCAGAGAAGCACAUCAGCCAUAAUGUAUAUCUAGUAUGGCCCAGCUGCUCCUCAUCUCUUCAUUUCAAGUUUCUGAAUCCUUAAAAGGCAUUUUAAGGGUAAACUUCAGAUAAUGCUGAUGUAAUUUAGUUCUUCAAACCCAUGUUUGUGAUCUGUGUGUGUUAAGACCAGAUGUUUCCUCUCUGAAUGGUAAGGGGUGUUUUAUGUCGACACACAGACCCUAUCAUCCAGCACUUGAUUCUGCUCAUGGUAGAUUUCUACAUUCAGACUUUUAAUUGCUUUUUAAUUUAUUUUCAACUUUUAAAUCAUUUAAUUCAUGUUUUUUUUUGUCAUGAACUAAUCAGACUAAAGUUGUAAGAAUGAGGAUUUAAGGGAAGUACUGAGAAAAGGGUUAGGGAAGUGUCUGUGGGUGAUGUAGAGGUGUGUGAGAGAGAUAGAGAAAAGUGUGUGUGUGUGUGAGAGAGAGAUGUGUGUUUUGUGUGGUCCUUUAGACCACACUGUCAGACACAAUCAUGUAAUCCAUUGUACUUUGCAGAAUAAACACUUGAAUCAGA
Hypomesus transpacificus is the source of this 2974-nucleotide messenger RNA. RefSeq names its product protein kinase C and casein kinase substrate in neurons 3 (gene pacsin3). Lineage: Eukaryota; Metazoa; Chordata; Actinopteri; Osmeriformes; Osmeridae. The transcript is spliced from 11 exons. The record is from RefSeq and is a predicted model, not a curated record. Gene Ontology annotation, cellular component: cytoplasm; endosome; plasma membrane. Gene Ontology annotation, molecular function: protein binding; phospholipid binding. Gene Ontology annotation, biological process: cytoskeleton organization; regulation of endocytosis; plasma membrane tubulation. Bases 550 to 1881 code for a protein of 443 amino acids.